AUGGCAAAAUCUCCCCGUGCGAAAAUCAAACAGCUCUCCAAGCAUGGAAGGUCACUUCGAAGGCAUAUGCUGCAGGAGAUGGACGUGAAGACUAUCCGUGAGGAAAGGACUCUGGUACCGGGGGGCGAUAUCCGCCAACGGGGUAACCGAUGGCUUCGGGAUGCGUUCAAGAAGUCUUCUGCUAAACGUGUGCCGCGGGAAACAGAGUUUAGAAGAAUCAUCAAGAUGAUUGAAGGCAAGCACGAAUUUUGUGCUGGUAUGGAUGGUGACCAGCGUGGUCAAUGGAUUCGAGAACAGGCUGCAAGGUGCCACCGUGUUGUCCUUCGACACAAAAAGGUGGGGUUUCGGCCGGGGUCCAACUCAUCCCUCGGCAGCAGAAGGUCCAAAAGAUCUGGGUCCUUGGUGGAUAAUGCUGAGACUCAAGCUAUGACCGUUCCAGAACUUGGGCUGUGCGAUGAUGAAAUGAAAGCCAGUGGAUCUUUGCCUGAAGACUCUGCCUCUGCGGCUCCAGAAGCAAGUGAAUCUGAACCAGAAACUUAUGACGAAGAGGUGGAACUGGAAAAGACUGAGCGUGAGGAAGAUUCAGAAGCGGAGGAGCCAGAGGACGAGAAUGAUGUAGGGGGCACUGGAACUUCCAAAGGUGUUCAAGAAGGCCCUCAACCAGUUUGCCUUUUGGAAAAGUUCAAUGAGCACGAUGAUGAACAACCUGACAACGAGGAGGACGAGUCUGAAACUGCAGAGGAGGAGUCAGAAGAAGGUGAGAAGAGCGAAGGUGAAAAAAAGAAAGAUUCGAAGAAGGGCACCGAUGACAAGGAACUGAAGAACCCAAAAGAGGGAGACGACAGUGAAGAGGACGAGUCUGAAGAAGGUGAGAAGAGUGGAGGUGAAGAAAAGAAAGACUCGAAGAAGGUCACGGAUGAGGAGGAUGCGAAGAGCAACCCAGAAGAUGGAGACAAGAGUGAAGAGGAGGAGUCAGAAGAAGGUGAGAAGAGCGAAGGUGAAGGAAAGAAAGACUCGAAGAAGGUCAGCGAUGAGGAGGAUGCAAAGAGCAACCCGGAAGAUGGAGACAAGACUGCAGAGGAGGAGUCAGAAGAGGGCGAGGAGAGCGAAGGUGAAGAAAAGAAAGACUCGAAGAAGGUCACCGAUGAGCAGGAUGCGAAGAGCAACCCCGAAGAUGGAGACACAAGUGAAGAGGAGGAGUCAGAAGAAGGUGAGAGGAGCGAAGGUGAAGAAAAGAAAGACUCGAAGAAGGUCACCGAUGAGGAGGAUGCGAAGAGCAACCCCGAAGAUGGAGACAAGAGUGAAGAGGAGGAGGAACAAGGUGAGAAGAGCGAAGAAAGACUCGAAGAAGGUCAGCGAUGA
Messenger RNA from Cladocopium goreaui, 1362 nucleotides. The record is from the annotation of a GenBank genome assembly. Lineage: Eukaryota; Dinophyceae; Suessiales; Symbiodiniaceae.